AGAGAUUUGCAUCACGUCGCGAGAGAGACCAGUAACGACAAACAGCCACUCUAUGCCAAUAAAUGCGUGUGGUGAGCAGGAGUGUUUUAUGAAUCUGACCCUUACGUCUUUAGACUCUUGAGCUUGACCCACUUCUUUGGCGGAGCGCAGGGACGAGAGAGUGCACAAAGCGAGACCACAUAUAAUGGCUGCGGGAACGAGUAUAGCAGCGGCGGAUCAAGAAGGCGUCAUGACAAAGUUCACGCCGCCUGGGAUCGGAGAAUUGGCGUCGCGGUUCUUCGUUUUGGGAUGCACGUGUUUCGGGGGCCCGUCCGUGCAUCUGGCUGUUUUUCAGCAGAUGUUUGUGGGCAAGUGGUUUUCAGCGGCUCUGUUCGCCGAGCUGAUGGCGUUCGCGCACGUGCUGCCCGGUCCGACUUCCACGCAGGUGGCAUUUCUCAUCGGCCUCGCUGUUAUUUCCGGCGAAAUGCAGACACAACCAGCACAACUGAAGCCGGGGGGUGCAGCUGCAGGCACGGGGCCGAAUUCCAGCAUUCUGCGAACGGCGCUGCUCGCAAGUCCAGGAGGCGGGGGACCAAAUAAUACUUCCGGAAGUAAGACGUAUCCCUGGUACUACCCGGGAUUGGUUUCUGGAGGGCUCUUCAUCCUUCCCGGAUUCGCGCUCAUGUCCUUGCUGGGUUACUUCACGGUCACGUACCAGCAAACGCUGGAGAAGUCGGAAUUUGUCGGCUGCGUGCUGAUCGGCCUUGCGGCGGUCGGUUGGGGCAUGGUGGCUGCGGCAGCGCGGGGUAUGGUGGCCGGUACGUGUGGCGCCAGCAACUGGAAGCUACUCGUCUGUGCGGGCUCGUGCGUUGUUACCCUGUUAGUGUACCCAACGUCCUAUGUGGACUAUGCGUUUCCCUUUCUCAUCCUGCUUGGCGGGUGCUGCGCGUUGGUGGCUAGCUCCGCAGAGACGCAAGGCACUUCCGGUGAAAAAGUUGCAGGUACUGAACCUUUUUUUGUUCGCAAAUCAUAAUCAAUGUACAUGUAGAAUUUAUGUUAUAACUAGCAACAGCGCUUCCACUUCUUGUACUUCUGAUCUCGAUUGAAUGCAGAUUCUGCCUUGCAAUUGAUUAAGCUAUACUGUUCCAUUCGGAAGUACUUAGUCCAACGAAACGGACUGACCCCCGUGAUCAGAGCAUUGUUCGUGUAUAGCGUUGUUCACCCCGUUGACACGAUCACCAUAUUUUUAUCAACAGACCCGGUGAACACCGGUGGCAACGCACCACCAGGAGAGGGUCCCACCGCCACUGCGGUUCUUCUCCAGAACAGCCUGGCACUCCUUCUGCUUCUCGGUUGGGUGACGGUUCUUCUUCUGUGCAUCUUUGGGCAGCCGAUGUUCUCACAGUCAGUUUUCGCGCAGUUCUACACGACGGGCGCGCUCGUUUUUGGGGGUGGCCCCGUGGUGCUGCCCUUGCUGGACAAAAAGCUCGUGAGUACCGGCCGCAUCACGACGCCGGAGUUCCUCGCCGGGCUUAGUCUAGGCCAAGCGAUCCCCGUAUCCUGAGUAAAAACGUCCCCACCCCAUAGUUGUCAUGCAGAUUUGCAGUCACAGAAAGUAAAGAUUUGUCAUGCGCAUCCCCAUGAGAGACUGACAAUUCCAGUCGUGUUUUGGACUUUGUGAUGCUGUAAACAGGAUGAGCAGAUGGAUUUGUGUUUCGGCUGUACUUGCUAAACUGCACUACAAUACAGAGACGAACUUGUCAUGCUUUACCCCCAAAACCUCUCGAUUUGUGUUGCGAGAUCCCCAUCUUGACUCUGGAGUGGGGACGUUUUUGCUCAGGAUACCCCGGGCCCAUGUUCAACCUUGGGACGUACCUCGGCGCACUGUCACUACCUGCGAACCCGUUCGUCGGCGCGGUGCAGGGCUGCCUCGGGCUGUUCUCCCCGGGGGUCGUGCUGAUCUUCGGCCUCUUUCCCUUCUGGAAGGCACUGCGGCAGCGGUCACAAAUCUACCAGCGCAUGCUGCCGGGCAUGAACGCCGCGGCCACCGGCUUGAUUGCGGCCUCGCUGUUUGUCCUGUACCGCCAAUUGCAGCAGCAGAGACCACCUUCACUGGCCGCCUCCGUCUACCUGGUUCCGGCGAUCGCCAUUUGCGGGGUGGCCCUUGUGAAAGUUGCUAGCGUACCUGAACCGCUGGCCAUCAUCGCUGGCGGCGUGCUAACGGGCGUUUAUUCCUACGCAGUCGCGGGUACUGCGGGGGACGUCUUCACGUUAUUUGAAUUUUCACCUUGAGUGAGAGUGGCUGAGUUCUUGUUUUGAGUGCCCCUGCAGCAAGCAGAACGAGCUCGGCAUGAACCGGCCGCGGGAUGAUAUCCUGCUCGUCGCUGGUGGAGUCACACGGCUCUUCGGCUGGCGCGCAGCAACUGCACCCCCUCUUGAGAUUUUCCUGUGCUGGGAGUUAUAGAUAGUAAACGAGUUGUGAUAGGUCGUGUAGUGUUGAAGUACGAUUGCACGUCGAAAUGUGUGUAGUUUGUGCGCCAAAUAACGUCAAGAAGGAUGAGAUGAGCUUAUUUCAUGCACGCUGAUGCUCAUCCCCGGCGGUCGUCUCGGAUUCGCACGCGAAACGUCUCGGUAAGAAUUUUUGACGCCUAGUAGUUACAGGAAAUUCGCUUGCUUAUUUCGCACGAUGCUGAGCUGAGGCCGAUCGAUCAUGAGUGUCUCGAUCUCGUUUGCUUGGAUAAGCAAGAAGCGUCGCACGAGAAAAGAUCGAAUUUGUGUUCCGACGAUUGAACACGAU
Molecule: messenger RNA, 2776 nt
Organism: Amoebophrya sp. A120
Lineage: Eukaryota; Dinophyceae; Syndiniales; Amoebophryaceae
Source: the annotation of a GenBank genome assembly